GCGGAGCGCGCGGGGCCCGGAACCUCCCACCCGCGCCCCGUCCCGUCCCGGCCCGUGCGCCCCGUCCCGCCGCGCGCGCCAGCAUGAGCUCCACGCAGUUCAACAAGGGCCCCUCGUACGGGCUGUCGGCCGAGGUCAAGAACCGGCUCCUGUCCAAGUAUGACCCGCAGAAGGAGGCAGAGCUCCGAAGCUGGAUCGAGGGGCUCACCGGCCUCUCCAUUGGCCCCGACUUCCAGAAGGGCCUGAAGGACGGGAUCAUCUUAUGCACACUCAUGAACAAGCUACAGCCAGGCUCAGUCCCCAAGAUCAACCGCUCCAUGCAGAACUGGCACCAGCUGGAAAACCUCUCCAACUUCAUCAAGGCCAUGGUCAGCUACGGCAUGAACCCCGUGGACCUGUUCGAGGCCAACGACCUCUUUGAGAGCGGGAACCUGACGCAGGUGCAGAUGUCUCUUCUCGCCCUGGCGGGAAAGAUGGGCACCAACAAAUGUGCCAGCCAGUCGGGCAUGACCGCGUAUGGCACGAGGAGGCAUCUCUACGACCCCAAGAACCACAUCCUGCCCCCCAUGGACCACUCCACCAUCAGCCUCCAGAUGGGCACCAACAAGUGUGCCAGCCAGGUGGGCAUGACGGCUCCCGGGACGCGGCGGCACAUCUAUGACACCAAACUGGGAACCGACAAGUGUGAUAACUCCUCCAUGUCCCUGCAGAUGGGCUACACGCAGGGCGCCAACCAGAGCGGCCAGGUCUUCGGCCUGGGCCGGCAGAUAUACGACCCCAAGUACUGCCCGCAAGGCACUGUGGCCGACGGGGCUCCCUCCGAUGCUGGCGACUGCCCGGACCCCGGGGAGGCCCCUGAAUAUCCCCCUUACUACCAGGAGGAGGCGGGCUACUGAGGCUCCCAGCGCGCUCUCUCCCCACGCCGUCUCCCCGUCUGGGUUUCUGGGUUUUUCUGUGUUUUCAUCUUUUUUUUAUUAACCUGUUCAGUGCUGCCAAUCAGCUGAGGGUCUGUGAGUGGCUUUCUCCCCCUUGCCUUGGUCCUUCGCAGGACUGAGCCACCAGGCUGGGGGGGGGAGGGGUCAAGGCCGUAUCCUGAUGCCUGUAGGGUCAGGGUCCCUGCUGCCCAUCCAGGCUGUGGGCCAGGCUGUGCUGGGGAGAAGAGGCCUGGGCUUGGAGGGAACGGGUCCCUGAAGACUUCCGGUUGCCUCGUCUCUUCUCAUUUUGUCACCCGAUCAGUUUGUGGUUUCUGUACCCACAAAAGUUUCAGGAAGUAGUAACAAAAGAAAAAUACUUCCCCCCCCACCCCCGACAAGGAAUGGGGCGGGGACAGUGGAGAGGGUGCUGGGCAAUGAGUCCCCUGGAAAGGGGGCCUGGCCACGCUGCUGAGUGUCUCGGGCUCCCAAGUGGCUGGGUUUCCCUCCGACCCCCAGACCUGCCCCGGGGCCUGGUGGGGAAAGUGAGGCCUGCACAAGGAAGCGGAAUUCUGAGUUGCUGGGGCCAAGCCUGACCCCGUCUGCAUGCGACCCCGCCCUCCCCGUAGCCUCAGUGGGUGUUUUUUUAGUGUUGUGUUGCACAGGCUGGAGUGCCGCAGGGCAAUCUUCGCCCACUGCACCUCCCCCUCCCGAGCUCCACGGAUUCCCCGGCCUCAGCCUCCCAAGCAGCUGGGACUGCAGGUGCGCCACCACGCUGGCUAAUUUUUGUAUUUUUGGUAGAGACAGGGUUUCACCAUGGUGGCCA
Messenger RNA from Cebus imitator (Panamanian white-faced capuchin), 1737 nucleotides. RefSeq names its product calponin 2 (gene CNN2). NCBI's taxonomy places the organism in Eukaryota, Metazoa, Chordata, Mammalia, Primates, Cebidae. Bases 84 to 896 code for a protein of 270 amino acids. The transcript is spliced from 6 exons. Gene Ontology annotation, biological process: actomyosin structure organization. Gene Ontology annotation, molecular function: actin binding. The record is from RefSeq and is a predicted model, not a curated record.